CGUCUCUUAUUCCCGGAUCGUAUUCAUGGUGCAAAAAAUAUAAAAACAAAAAAGAACUGAAGGAAAUGGGCACAGAUAGAUCCACACUCGACUUAACGCUUCCAUGGCCCCAAUUAUAUAAGACCGGAGCCCGAAGAAUCGAGGAGGGCUAAGCGAUCUCGCGACUUGCGACUCGAUUUCCAAGUUGUUUGACAGCAUUUUUUGUCGUAUCUAAACCAAGAUGUCGCACCACAUGCCCCGUCGCACCAGCGAGUUCCGCGGCACUGUGCUGGAGGAUCGCGGCACCGCCGACAAGCGGCAGACCAGGGCCACCAAGCGCAGCACAGCGGCGCUCAUCACUCCCUCCUCCGGCCAGGUGAAUCCCCGCAGACGCUCGGCCAUCCCGCAGCCGCAGCCGAUGAACCUGGAGCGGGAUCGCUUCACCCAGAUGGGCGUGACGCCCAAGCGCGGCCUCCACCACCACCGCACGGCGCCCUCGACGGCGGAACGCCCGGUUGCCCCGCAUUCGGACAAAAAGUGGGUGGCGGAGCGGGCCCAGCAGAUCCUGGAGUAUCUGCAGGACGCCAAUCCGGCCGCGCUGAGCAUCUCGGAGCUGUACAAUCGGCCCGGCGGUCUGCGGCACAUGACCAUCAAGCAGUUUGUGUCGAUCCUGAACUUUCUGUUCCAGCACAUCUGGCGGAAUCGGGUGACCGUGGGCCAGAAUCACGUCGAGGACAUCACGAGCGCCAUGCAGAAGCUGCAGUAUCCCUACCAGGUCAACAAAUCCUGGCUGGUGUCGCCCACCACUUCGCAUUCCUUUGGCCACGUCAUCCUGCUGCUGGACUUUCUCCUCGACUUUGCCUCCUCGGAGGAGCCCGGGUUCCCCUUCAUGGAGACCAGCGAUCAGCCCAGCGUGCACGGCGAAUCCUCGCAGCUGCAGGCCAUCCAGCUGGAGGAGGAGGUCAAUGCGCUGCUCUUCGCCGAGGCCAGCAAAUGCUUCCUCUUCUGGGACCAGGAGCUGCUCGAGGAGCAGCUCAGGCUGCAGGCGGAGACGGGGGAUCAGGUGGUGAGCAAGAAGUGCGAUUUGCCGGAUCGCCAGGCGCUGGAUCGGGUGAUUGAGGAGCUGCAAAAGAAGCUACAAGUCCUGGAGGGUAGUAACGAUGGAAAUAAGCUGGAGCAGCUGAUCGAGGAGCAGGAGCAGCUCGUCCGGCAGCUCAGCGAAUGCCAGGCGGAGGUGGAGCAGCAGCGAAACCUCGACAAACGGCUGGCCGAACAGGCGGAGGAGCAGCAGGCGCAUCUCCGCCAGCAGGCCAAGUACGAGCUGCGAUUGGAGCAGGCGGUCUCCAGCCAAAAGUACUCCGCCCAGCAGCUAAAAGCGCUGCAGAUAAAAGCCGCCGACUUGGAGAACUAUUCGCAGGCCUACGAGCGGCAGGUGAAGGAGGUUUCCGAGCUGGAGCUCCACCAGCAGGUGAUGCUAUCCCGCGCCAAGCAAAGGCAGCUCGACUGCGUGGAGGGUUUUAACUCGCAUGUGCGGCAUCUGAGCAUGGAUCCCUUGAUCGGCAACCUGAUGAAGGCCAAGCAGUUGGACCUCUCGCUGCCGCUCAAUCCGCAGCCGGAGGACAUCGACGAGCGGAUGCAGUGCCUCCAGCUGCUGGGCCAUCUGCUGCAGCAGCAGCGACAGCAGAAUCUGGAGCGGCGGCAGUUGUUCAGUCAGCAGGUGGAUCAGUUGAAGAGCCCGCGCAUCGAAUUGGAGGCGGAAAUCGGCAGCUUGGAGUCACAAAUGCUGGCGCACAAGCAGCGGCUGGCCAAAUUGGAGGCGGGCCAGCGCAGCAGGCGCGACAUGGCCAUGCAGCACCAGCGGCAGCUGCUCGAGGAUCAGACCGAUCAGCUCGGCCGAGUGGAGCAGUUGGAGCAGCGGAAACAGCAGGCGGCGGAGCAGCUGCAAGCGAGUGUGCAGCGGAACGAGGAUCUCCUAACCGCCGGCGAGCUUCACCAGGAGGAGGAUCACCAGGCACGCAACGCUAGCCUCGAUAAUUGCGAACUGAAGCUGGCCGGAGCGGAGGAGGAGCUGCAGGCGCUCCAAACCAAGCUCACCGUCAGCCAGGCCAAGCUGGAGGUGGCCGAGCAGCGGGAGAAAUCCCUCCAGCUGGCCUCCUUUGAGCCCGUUCUGCAGGCCAUCAAGCAGUUUCAGUCCUCUCGAGGGCCAAAGGAGGAUCGUUAG
This is a messenger RNA of Drosophila takahashii, 2200 nucleotides long. RefSeq lists its product as uncharacterized. Gene Ontology annotation, biological process: attachment of mitotic spindle microtubules to kinetochore. NCBI's taxonomy places the organism in Eukaryota, Metazoa, Arthropoda, Insecta, Diptera, Drosophilidae. Gene Ontology annotation, cellular component: Ndc80 complex. The record is from RefSeq and is a predicted model, not a curated record.